AUGAGUUUGUCUAGUGAAGCAAAAAAAUAUCUUCGUGAAUCAUUACAACAACAGUGCUUAAAUCAAAAGUUAGCUGAAUAUAAUGAAGCAAAAAGGUUCUUCAUAGGUUUAACAGAUCUUGAUUAUAAACCUGGUCAUAGAGAACAUACAUUUUAUAAAUACUGGCUUGCAUCCAGGCCCGAAGGGGCGACCCUAAAGGGUCAUGGUCAUACUAAUAAAAAUGAUACUGCACUUUUAGAUGCAUAUCGACCUGAAGAAAUUCACUCUCAAUAUAUAAUUCGGACAGCAGGAAAUGGUUAUACAGUGAUCGAUCAUCCUAGCAAAGUUUAUAGAAUACCUGAUACCCAUGAAUGUAUCGAUGGGAACCAACCCCUCCGCUUAAUUAUCGAUAUUGAUGCAAGGCAAAAACCAGAUCCUUCCGAUCCUAAACUUCCUUCUCUAGAUAGUGAAAAAAUUACCCGUGAAGAUUUGAUAUCUCGAAUUUUAGUCGCUUGUGCAGAUGCAUUAAGCCUUAUUCCAGAAUGUAUGCCUUUCUUAAAUUCUUUUGCCUUAGCAAGUUCAUCAAAUACCGAGAAAUGUAGUUGGCAUAUUAUUUAUCCUCGGGCCCAAUUCGUGGAUUAUAGAGAACUUAAGGCAAAAGAGGGACGCAUAAAAAGACCUGCUAUCUCUUCCAUAAAAAAUGGAUUUCAAAAGCUAGAGGAUUAUCUGGUUCAGCCUAAAGAGAAUUAUUCUGAAAUCCUUCCACGAACCUUUUCAGAAGAAAAGCCAGCAGAAGAGGAAUUUAAGCCUAUUGAUGACGAUGAUGCUUUGGUUAAAGGAGCUAAUUUAGUUAUUGCAAAAUAUGGGUGGCUCCAGAUUGGAAGAAUCGAGAAGGGAUUCAUCAACUUUCAAGCACAAUCCGCUAAAGAGUGUCCUAUAUGUGACGUUAAACAUGAAAAAGACCAACUCUACGGAUUUAUUCGAAAAAAUGGUUAUUUUAUACUCAAUUGCUAUCGGCAAAAACAAUAUAAGCCAGAUCAUAAGGGAUUAGGCUUUGAAAAGAUAUCAGAUAAAGUCGAAUCGAAAGAAAAGCCUAAGUGGGGAUUAAUUGAAAGAUUACCCAAGGCUGUAUCAACUCCACGCCCACUUGUAGAAUUAUCUGGAAAAAUCAUUAAUGUAAAGGAAAUGAAAGAUGCACCAGAAGCUUACCCUGAUUUCUUAAGCGAGGAACUCACUACAACUCUUAUUCGCUCACCUGUUGCUAGUGGCAAAACAAAAACAUUAAGAGAAAUCCUCGAUUCUUUAGCUAAAAGUGGAGUGGAUUUACCUUGUUUUAACUGGGUUUCAUAUCGUAAAACUCUUAGUAAUGAAACUAAAAGUAAAAUCGAAGUAUUACAGAAAUCCGGGCUUCGUGUGUGCCAUUAUCAGGAAAAUGAAGGCAAUUUAGCUAUACGUGACUGGGAUGUUAUUAUUGUUCAGGUCGAAAGUACACAUCGUCUUAAUUUCCAUGGGGGUCGUUCUCAUGUAGUUAUUUUAGAUGAAGCGAAUGGUAUUAUGCGACAAAUGGCAAGUGGAAUCCAUGCACGAGAAUCUGAAAAUGCCAUGCGAGAUUUGUUAAAGUCAGCUAUUCACGUGGUUGCCAUGGACGCCUUUGCAAAUCAAAGUACACUAACCUUCUUAAAGCAAUAUCAGGGUGAAAAUAUUAGAGUUUUUGAUAAUAAAUACCAGCCACGUAAAAGUGAGACUGUAAAAAUCCUUUAUGAUUCAAAUAAAGGUUCAGAAGCUAUACGUAAAGGUCUUGAGAUGCUUAAAGAAGGUAAGCGUGUUGUCUUUUCAAUGACCUCCUGCAAAAAGGCUCGGGCAAUAGCUAAUCAAGCAUCUAAGUUGCAAAAACCAGACGGUUCAUGCGUUUUAUCACGAGUUUAUUUUAGUCAAAUGGAUGAAAAACAACGCCAGGAUGACUUUGCUGAUAUUAAUGCUACCUGGAGUGGCCUUGAUUGUGUAAUCUAUACAAGUACUGUGGAGUCAGGCAUCUCGUUCGAAAUUCCUAACUAUUUUGAUGCAGUUAUAGCAAUUAGUAAUAUUAAUACAGGAGUACACGCUGAAGCAUUUACUCAGAUGCUUUAUCGAACUCGUGAUUGCCCGUAUCGUAUUGUUUCUCUUUACAAUAGUAAAACACAUUCUGAGAUUUUUAAAGAACCAAAUCGUGACCUUAUUCGUGCAGAACUUUCGGCCUUAAGACCUGGAGAUUUACCAACUGCAAUAAAGGGGCGCCGUGAAUGGAACAAAAUUGCUGACUGUUAUAUACUUGAUUCAUCUCUGGCAGUAGAGACCUAUAUUGAGGUCGAAUAUCAGAGACGCUUAUCUGCCAAAUAUUUUCCGGAAAUUCUUUGUAGUUUGAUUGCUAGUACUGGAGCAUCGCUAGAAUUAAUCACAGUAGAAGAUACCAAAUUAGCCAAAGCUUCUCGUACAGAAGUAUUUCAUACUAUUAAGAAUACUGAAGAAAGGAUCAAAAGUUCUGAUGCAGAAUUAAUAGUCAAUGCUCCAGAUAUCAAUCCUAAUGAAGCUGAAAUGCUUAAGCUAAAUCCUGAACGUUCUUUUGCUGAUAACAUGACCCUGCAACGGCAUUAUUUAUGGAGAACAUAUGCUUCAGGCGAUAUUGGAGGUAAGGAUGAUAUUCGAAACUGGGGUAUGAAUAAUGAUGAUUGGAUCAAACUUUGUGAUAUAGAUUUCGUGAAAAGAUAUAAUAAUCCUGAACCUUUACAACAUUUUAGGAGGCUGGCGUAUUAUCGAAGACAAGUAAAACAAUGGGAGGCGGUACAUAAUCUUAUCCAAUCGAUAGGUUUUAGAGAUAUAGAUGAUAUGAAUAUUCUUUCUGGUGAUGAUGUAGCUAAGACUUUUGAGCAAUCACGGGAAAAAAUCGUUGAAAUUCGAGAAGAUGCAUUAUUGCUCUUUAACUUUAAAACCAGAGCUAAAGGAAUACCUGAUCUUAAUGCUACAAUAAAAUUUAUCAAUGCAAUACUAGGUAAUUGGUGCGGUUAUACUAUCAGGAGUGGACGAAGAAAAGAAGGACUGAAAGAUCAAAGAGUAUGGAAAAGCACUUAUUGGAUUCAUCGCAAACCAUACGGUGGAGCUGGUUUUGAAACUCAAGAAGAAAUAACAGCUAUAAAGGUGAAUAAUUCUAAAUAUUUCCCUAUAGGUCCAAUUCUUCCACCAUAUAAACCUGAAUCGGUCAAUGAAACUCAAGAACUUUUCGAUUCUAUAUCCGUUACUACUGAUAUCACCAUUUCGGAGAAAGCAAAGUUUCAACGCCCUGUAUCAUCUAGUAAUGAGAUUUGUGAAGAGAAUUCUUGCAUUAAUAAACAAUUCUCAAACAUUGUUGAAGUCAAGAAAGAGUUACCUGAAUCCUUAGCCACUUUGUGUCCGCCUCCGGCAAUUUCUUUAUCUUCAGAAUAUCUCAUCAAAAAUGAAUCUGAUAUCGAUACUCUUAUCUUUUAUUUACAAGAAAAAUUCCAAAUGUCUCAGGAAAGGUUAGAACAAUUGCGAACUAAGAUUGCCUUUGAAUUGCGGGAUAACCAAAAUUACUGGAAAAAAGAGCGCGAAAGCAUGAAUGAAAUCGAUUUCCUAGAAUAUAAACGAAACUUCGAGGCUAAAAUGAAGGUCCCUACCACUCCAUACAAAAGAGAAUUAAAAACCUACUCUUUAGCCUUUAUCGAAUAUGCGUAA
Molecule: messenger RNA, 3705 nt
Organism: Entrophospora candida
Lineage: Eukaryota; Fungi; Glomeromycota; Glomeromycetes; Entrophosporales; Entrophosporaceae
Source: the annotation of a GenBank genome assembly